Molecule: messenger RNA, 4057 nt
Organism: Schistosoma bovis
Lineage: Eukaryota; Metazoa; Platyhelminthes; Trematoda; Strigeidida; Schistosomatidae
Source: the annotation of a GenBank genome assembly
UUUGGUUCUCUUUUUACUUCGAUCUUGUAGUAUUUAUAUAUAUAGAUUUAUUUGAGUGUAUGUAUAUUAUUCUAUUUCUCAUUGUUAAUUCUGUAUACAUUGCCCAAAUAUGAAUGAAUUUAAACGAAUGAACUCAAAAUAACCGAUGGAAAAAUGAACGAAUCUGUGAGUAAUUAUCUAUUGCUUUAGAAUUUGUUUAGUUUACUAUUUACUGAUUGGUUGUCUGAAAUAGUCAGUUCACCAUAUACGAGGACAUUGAUUAUGUAAAACAAAAUAUUUUGAUCAUAAUUAUUAUUAUAGUAAAAAAAAUAGUAUGUCGUAAUCCAUUCCUUCAUUGCAUUAAUUUAGAGAAGAAAUAAAAUGAAGUAAUCCUAUUCAUCCUCAUUCGAUGAGACAUAAAAAACCAUAAAAAAACUACUUUUGUAGAGAAUUCUUUAUUCAAAUCUAUUCCAUUUAGUAUUCAAUGCUUUGAGAUAUUAGUUAGAAAUUGUGAUCAUUUCAUAUGAAAAGUAUGCCACUUACACAGAAUUCAUUAAAUGAAGCAAUCGAUACAGUACAAAUAAAUGAUGAUCAAAUGACAGAAAUGGUUUGGUUUAAAAGUUCAGUAGUUAAAAUUGUAUUAUUUGUACUUGGAGCAAUUUUACUAUGUUCCAUUGUGUUGAUACUUUUAGCCACAGCUUUAACACAUACAGCAUGGUUUCUUCGAAGAAGACGUUCUAUUCAUAAACGAUUAGAUUCAUCAAAUAGAUCAAAAUUAGAAAUGAAAGAUUAUAUGUUACAUUAUUUCUGUUUUGCUGUCGAAGCGCUUGCAAUAAACUCUGUAAAUGAUAGUGAAACUUCGUUAAAACAUACAAAAUUUUUCGCUCACAAAAAAAGUGAAAAUUCCUAUGAACAACCAUCAUUACCUUUACGAUUUCAACCUGAAAAACUAUAUGGAACGACAACAGUAUUGCACAAAGAUAGAAGUCGAAAAGGAAGUUGUAUUAAUUUACCAUUUCACCCACAAGAAAAUCAGUUUAGAAAGAAGUCUAUGUUUGAUAGUUUUGUAUUUUCUGAUCAGAGGAGAUAUUCUAAGCCGCUGGAUUCAAAUAGCUUGUUAAGAAGCAACCUCUCUAUCCAUCACUCUCAUUUAGCCGGUAGUGAGAAAAAUUCUUCUGAAUUAAUCAAGUCAGUAAUAGCUUCGAAGUUGGAACCACAGGAUAUUCCACAACAUUUUUCAAUUUUGUCUAAUCAAUCUUCUCUCGAUCGAAAUAGUAGUCGUAAAACAUCAGUAUCAACUGAUGAUACAAAGUGCUGUGCUCCAAAUGAAGGGGAUAUAUGUCUUGCUGUCCCCAUAGUUACACGUAGAGCUUCAGCAACGGACUAUGAGCUUCUCGAUAGUCGUUUAGGUAAAUCUAAAAGAUUGUUAGAUACUCCGAUAUCCAUAACUGUGACUGACACUCAAGCUGAGCUAGAUGGUAACCUAAACUUAAAAAAUGAUGAUAUACAUACAUUGAGUACUCCAGGGUUAUUUUUAGAAGACCAAAAGUUUACUCGUCGAAACAGCUUUCUGUCUUAUUCUACAGCUGUCGAGGUCAAUGGCAAAGAGGAACAAGAACCUACUGAUGAUGAUAAGCAUUUUCAUCCAUCUGCUGAAAUACAAAACAAGAUAGUAAGCUCAUCUUCGUUUUUCAGUGGACUGCAAACAAACGAGUCUAUAUUACUGGAUACGGAUACUGAUAAACAGAAAAUUAUGUAUAAACGACUUCCACCUGUUAUCACUUAUGACUGGAUCAAAUUCCCUGCUGGGAUUAUGGCUAUCGGUGUAAAGUAUUCUUCACAUGUUAGUAGUAAUCAAGAUCAAAUCUUAGUCACACUGCACACAGGUAAAAAUCUGCUAUCUCCUCGCUUAUGGCAUAAAACAAUUUUUUGUGUUUACUGUACUAUAUCUAAUAAAGAAAUUACUCAAACAUUCACUGUUCACAGUAAGGAAACCGAAUUCGGUUGUCCACAGUUUUUAAAUCAUAAUGAGAUUUCAAUGAAUAUACCAGUAAGAAGAUGUUCAAUCUUAACUGGAGCACAUGAUAUUGAAGCACCAAAACUACAUAUAAAAUUGAAAAUUUUCGAAUCCAUUCCUAAGUGGUCUGGUGAUAAAGAAUAUUAUCACGGAUCUUGUAGUAUGUCAACAGAAGAACUUUCGAACGGUCAAAAGGAAUUUGAACACAUCGGAUGGUGUCUAGUUGAAGAAGCUUAUCCAGCAAUACGUUUAUCAGGUGAUAUGUUAAUUUCAAUAUGUCGUAAUCAAAGCAAAGGAUUUGUUAAUAUUCGAAUACAUGAAAUAAGAAAUUUACAAUUUCUUUCAUAUGGAAGAUGGAGAAUUGAAAACUUGAACGAUGCGUUAAAUAACAGAGCUUAUGAAAUGACAGUAUAUAGCUGUUUGAUUAAUGCUGGCCAUAUAAUUAAGUCAAUCAAGGCAACAACAAUCCAUCAUCCUUCUCGAAGAACUUCAAAACAUUAUGAAAAAACAGAUGUAGACAAAUCAACAGAAAACAAGCUAUGCGAAGCAAAAACUACUGAGACAAAAUCUAACAACUUCACACUGGUUGAUUGUUUUGUUCACUUUAGUCUACCUACAGUAAAAAAAUCCGUUGGUAGACAUUUAGCAGUUAAACAUGGUAUAACGAUAUACGUAAAAGGUAAACUACCGAUUUCAGAUUUAAUACCUUAUGAAUGCUUGAAUCAACUUAAACAAAUGUCAAUUACUAGUACACGUGUAUUAAAUGCUAUUGGUGAAUGCCAUUUUGGUGAUUAUGGCUUCCAGAGUGAUUCAAUUAAAGAUUUUAACAGACCACCUUCAUGCCAUUCUAGUCAAGGCUUUUCAUUUUGGAAUGACGCAGGUUCGCGUAAUGGAACUCGUAUAUACCAGUGGUUACGUAUUGAAUGAUGAUCAUAAAUACUACGCUUUUAAUGUAAUUCAGUUAAAGAAUCCAGUGCAGCAUUCUUUGAACUGUACAAUUUUGAAUGUCAUAAUUAUUCAGCAACUUACAACUCACUUCAUUUCAACAAGUGUCGUCUAUUUUUCAACUUAAAUUAAGAGACCUCCUGAGUAAUCAGAAAUUAUUCUUUUCAAGGAUAUAUUUAAGUAAUUAAAUGUGUUUGUCUUAUGAAGCAGAACUCGUUAAUCAUUAAUGUAAUAAUGUCAUCGAUCGUGUCAUUGAUCACAGAAACAUACCUAAACUUCAUCAACAUUCCAUUGAAAAGCAGUAACAAUUAGUUUCUUUAAAAUUAUUUUAUUCAUUCAUUUACAAUACGUUCCCAUUUAUUCACUUGUCAGUAAUAUGCCAUAGUGAUUAAUAUUGUCUUGUCUAACAAUUUUGAGAAAAAGUAUCUCGUAUGUGUUGUUUGCUUCAUCAAAGGAAAUAAACUCACUACUAAAAUAAUAAACGUUUUUCUUGGUAGAAAUGUAAGAAAAAACUAUUUUAUUUUGCAAAAACCACAUGAAAAACUCUAUGUUCAGUUCUUUAUCAAAAUGAUAUGAUAAGUAUCAAAACCAUUAUCAAGAUAAAUGGCAUGCUGUGACGUUGAACAAUGUCAUUACUUCUUACGUCAUUAUUAUGUUACAAACAAGAUUGGAUCACCAAGAUUCUUAUAUAUACUAAAUUAAUGACAUAAAUAAAUUUUAUACAUCCUAAGUUAUGGUUUCCACCUAAAAAGCUAAAUGACAAAUUUGCUGGUGGUUUAAUAAUUCCAAUAGAUUUUAUAAUGAUAGUUCUUGAUCUAUUUGAUUGAGGAUUUUUUAAAAAAUGUAAAUUAUUUUAACGAGGCAAAGUACAAACUUGAAAUAUUCACUGCUGAAGUAUCCUAAUAACACAUGAAACAGGUUAUUAUUUACUCUUAGGAUGAAAUACGUUGACUAAUAGUGACUUUUGACUAUUUUUAAAUUUCACCUUAUUCUAGAUCUUUGACAAAAGACACUGUACAUCAAUUAGUGUUGGGAAAUUGAAAAUAUCAGAAGGGGUUUUGUGAUGAUUUUAAAAAUGUCAAUAGUUGAAACCAUGAGUCAAUUGAAGCUAGACCA